AUGUCCUUGUCUUCUUCAGAUAUUAAAGGAAAGGAAAUAAGUUACACAAUUUCUGCUGAGGAUAUCAGAAGAGAACUUGGAAUCGAUCUAAUUGAGGAACAGAAGGUGCAAUUGUCUAAGGUCAACAAGACAUGUGAAAAAUGUGGUCAUGGUGAAGCUGCCUUUUAUACCAGACAGAUGAGAUCGGCGGAUGAAGGGCAGACUACUUUUUACACAUGCACUCGCUGUGGUCAUCAGUUUCAGGAGAAUUAAAUUUGAACCCUCUACGAACAGAUUACUUGGCUGAAAUCUGCUCCAAUUUUCUACCAAACAUUAAUUUGGAGAGUCUGUGCAAUUGGAAGUUUUGAUCCUAUGUAGCUUGUACAAUGCCUGAAAAUUGUAUACUGAAAUCGACAUAGAAAAGUUGUUUUGGUGUUAAAUAUGAAGUAACAUGUGGCUUCUGGCUAUUUGUUGCUAAAUUCACAGAAACCACCUUUUUACUAUUUUUUUCCCUAUCAAAUUUUGAUUUAUUUUCAUGCAUUACUCAGGUAUUGUGGCCUGGUGUUUCCUAGUGUGCUAAUUUAUCUAGAACUGUGUUUGUAGUACUUAGUUCCUUGCCUUUUUGGGCGAAUAGUACGUGGUUCCUUUUAUGACAUGUUAGUGUUCUGCUGAA
Messenger RNA from Medicago truncatula (barrel medic), 652 nucleotides. Its product is annotated as DNA-directed RNA polymerase I subunit RPA12. Gene Ontology annotation, biological process: termination of RNA polymerase I transcription; DNA-templated transcription. Gene Ontology annotation, molecular function: nucleic acid binding; zinc ion binding. The record is from RefSeq and is a predicted model, not a curated record. The coding region runs from base 1 to 252 and encodes 83 amino acids. Gene Ontology annotation, cellular component: RNA polymerase I complex. The transcript is spliced from 4 exons. NCBI's taxonomy places the organism in Eukaryota, Viridiplantae, Streptophyta, Magnoliopsida, Fabales, Fabaceae.